This is a messenger RNA of Hydractinia symbiolongicarpus, 1543 nucleotides long. Its product is annotated as protein max-like. The transcript is spliced from 6 exons. Lineage: Eukaryota; Metazoa; Cnidaria; Hydrozoa; Anthoathecata; Hydractiniidae. Gene Ontology annotation, cellular component: RNA polymerase II transcription regulator complex. Gene Ontology annotation, molecular function: protein dimerization activity; DNA-binding transcription factor activity. Bases 110 to 646 code for a protein of 178 amino acids. The record is from RefSeq and is a predicted model, not a curated record. Gene Ontology annotation, biological process: positive regulation of transcription by RNA polymerase II.
UCAAGCUGUUUAGCUCACGCACGUGUCCGUGUCUCUAUACACAACAACAAACUCUGUAGAAAGGAAAACAUCAAGCGAAAGAACUUACUGGUUAAAUAGAAUUACGAAGAUGAGUGAUGAAGACCGGGAUGUGGAUGUUGAAAGUGGCGACGAGGACGAUUUGGAAGAGCCAAGAACUUUUGCUUCUCUGGCUGAUAAAAGAGCUCAUCACAAUGCAUUAGAAAGAAAAAGAAGAGACCAUAUAAAAGACAGUUUUUGUGGCUUGAGAGAUUCGAUUCCUUCCUUAGAAGGAGAGAAAUCAUCAAGGGCACAGAUUCUUCACAAAGCUACUGAACAUAUCCAGUACAUGAGAAGGAAAAAUCAUUCUCAUCAGGCUGACAUUGAUGAAUUAAAAAGACAUAACAUGAUAUUAGACCAGCAAGUACGACAAUUGGAAAAAGCAAGAGCCAGUGGUACGCUCACUCUUGAUCCGGCUACUGCUGCUCUUCUCAGCCCUGAUAUGUUGUUACAAGCUCCUUCUACUGAUAAUGUAAUGGUACAAGCAGAUGGCAAAAACGAACCUGUCAUACUGGAGCGCCCCAAUAAUGCUGGUGACCAUGAUGAUUACACAAUAGCACCAAAGCGUUUAAAAGCAGAACCGCCUUAGAAUUUUCAGUAGACUAUAUUCUUCUGUGUUGUCAGGUGUCACUUAAUAAAUCAUUUUAUAUUAUCUUUUCUCUUCGAUAAUUUUUCUCAAUUCCAAUUCGAUGUUGCAAAUAUGAGUGUUUAAAGAAAAGGCCUAAGCGGUGAGUAACAUUGUGUUUUAGUUUAAACAUUAAUCGUAGUUAUCUUCUGCAAAAAACGUUUUCAAGCUAUCUUUAAAAAGCUAAAGAAUAUUUAACAUUCCAUUUCCUCUCUUCUAAUAUUAAUUCUAGUUAAGUUUUUGACAAGUUGUUAUCAACAUGUAUGUAUGUUUUAUAUUGUAAAGACUAAUUUAGUAUACAGUACUGUUUUUUAAAAGGAGCUAUGAAAAGUUCCGUGUUGAUAUUUUUGGCAACUUGAACAGACAUUUAAGUGCUUUUAAUAGUUCCUUUAAAGACAAGAAUGUUAUUUAUUUUGACAAACUUGUUUUACAAACGCAGUAGGCUGGCCACUUGUGCUUCAUUUGUGUUGGUUGAUAAAGAAACCAGUCCAAUAGUUGUAUAUGACGGUUGAAGUUAAACAGUUGUUCAUCCGAAAAUGUGAGAUCGUUCUUAGAAUGAUUUUAAUAAAUUAUCAAUUAAUAUUUAAAGAAACAUUUUUAUAUGAUUUUACAAGCUAGCCAUCAUACUAAAAUAUAUCUAUUGACUAAAUAGUAAAAGGUAAUACAUUUUUAAUUAUGUAGGUCAGUUUCCUGUAUAUGUGAUUGAAAGAUAAGAAUUUUCUCAUAAAAUUUUGCAACUCUGCCUGUCUUGGUUUUAGUUUACGUUUGCACAAAACAAAACAACACUUAGGUUUAUUUGGCAGUAGGUUUUAUCCGUUUUUUUUUUGUAUAUUUGUGAAAAUAAAUCUCUAGAUGGAUAAA